AUGUCGCCUCCUGAUUCUCCCCCUGCCGUGUCCGGCAGCGACGAGAUCAAGUGUAUGUACAUCGAAAACUGCGACACUGGAUCUCAGCCUCGUAAGGCCAUCUCGCAUAUCUUUGGUCGCAACAAGCUCUGCACCCGCAUGAUUCCCGCCCACGUUUGGGUUCAUUUCUGCCGCAAGCACUACCAGCGAAGCCGUUACCGCAAUGCCCAUGAGUACUCGAAGCUCCAGGUCGAUCUUGUUCAGAAGCAAAUCGCCAGAGUUCAGCAGUGGAGCGAUGAGAACGAGAGAGCUGGCAAGGCAGGCGUGGUGAACAGCUGGUCUCUUGCCAUUCGCAAGCGAGAGCAGAAGCGAUUGGAGGACAAGAAGGAGUCGAAGAAGCGUGCCUACCAAGAUGAGUCCGAGGACGAGCAGCUCGACGGUGCUAUGCUCAACGGCACUGCCGUCCCCGAAUGGCUCCUCAGCAAGUGCGGUGCUGGAUACACCACUGUUGCUAUUCAGGAGAUUGUCGCUCAGUUGAAGACCGAGAUCGACGGUGGCAGCCUGAGCCAGAUCCCCGAUAUCGAGAUCCUCCCUACCAUCAGCAGCGACGGUCCCGACGAGAAGCCCAAGACCUACCUCAAGCGCAAGACAAGCGGCGGCGCUGCUCACAAGCGUUCCCAGUCGAUGGGUGUCGCCUUGAGACCCGAGGCAAUGCCUAUGGCUAGACGUGUCAGCCAGCCCAAUGCCUACUGGGGCCAUGACAGUAACCAUACCUUCUCACUCGAAAAUUGGGUCCAGAAUACUGAUAUAUCUCUAGCCGGCUUCUACGAGGAUCGCAACGCGAUUCCCGGCAUGCCUCGAGUUCCGUCUGGCAUGCGUCGCAUGAACAUUCCGCACCGCCCUGCCUUUGGUAACAUCCGCGAGAACCACCCUGAGGAGGACUACUACCGCCAGCCCCAGAUGGGUUCCGGCCCUUUCAUCUUCGGUGCCGGCGGUCCUCAAGGCGGUCCUCUCCCUGCCCCUACUCCCCAGCGUCGCGGCAGCAAGUCCAUGGCCUCUCACCUAGAGACCUCCACUACCAUGCCUACCUAUCCUGACCCUCGCCGGGCAUAUCACCAGCGAUCUCAGAGCGAGAUUGGAGGAGGCUUUCACCAGGGACAGGCUCCCACGUACCGACCCAACUCGUCUUCGGGCUUCGCUCCUUACGGAUACGCUCCCAACCCGGUUGACCAGCCGCAGCAACAGCAGCCCCAAGACCAGUACGAUGGCACCUAUCCUCGUCCUCACGACAACCCGUUCGCCCAGGCCGCUCAGCCCAACUACUAUGAGGAUCCUCAGCGGCAGUACGCUUACGGCGCUUCUCCGUUCCAGACCAAUCCUGCCUCUCGCCUUGGUCCCGUUGGCGCCAACAGACACACCCGUCACCAGAGCACUCCGAACGCACCCCGUGCCAUGCACCGCGCUCCCUCUGCGCACGGCUUCGCGGUGGCCCCAAACCAGCAGGGCUAUGAUCGCACUCCCGAGCACUCGCGCCAUUCCUCCUACGCCACCCCGCCCAUGCAGCCCAUGCAGCCUAUGCAACCCAUGCAACCCAUGAAUGACGGCACCCGUCACUGA
This is a messenger RNA of Colletotrichum fioriniae, 1596 nucleotides long. RefSeq lists its product as uncharacterized. Lineage: Eukaryota; Fungi; Ascomycota; Sordariomycetes; Glomerellales; Glomerellaceae. The record is from RefSeq and is a predicted model, not a curated record.